Molecule: messenger RNA, 2807 nt
Organism: Ostrinia nubilalis (European corn borer)
Lineage: Eukaryota; Metazoa; Arthropoda; Insecta; Lepidoptera; Crambidae
Product: homeobox protein PKNOX2-like
Exons: 10
Coding region: 7-1122 (371 amino acids)
Biological process (GO): regulation of transcription by RNA polymerase II
Molecular function (GO): RNA polymerase II cis-regulatory region sequence-specific DNA binding
Source: RefSeq, a predicted model, not a curated record
GGUAGCAUGCAGGGCGGGGGCGCGCCGGCUGCGGACGCCGACCAGGCCCAGUUCGAGGCCGACAAGCGGGCCGUGUACAAACACCCUCUGUUCCCACUCCUCGCUCUGCUACUGGAGCGGUGCGAGCAAGCCACGGCUGGGGCGGAGCCCCCGGCCGCCGACGCCUUCGGGGCAGACUUACAAGCGUUCGUGCAGCACCAGCGGAGGGACCGGCGCCCCUUCCUGGUCGACGACCCAGAGAUCGAUGGGCUGAUGAUUAAGAGCAUACAGGUCCUCAGGAUCCACCUGCUAGAGCUAGAGAAGGUGCAAGAGCUAUGCCGCGACUUCUGCGGGCGGUACAUCGCCUGCCUCAAGACUAAGAUGCAGAGCGAGAAUCUGCUGAGGACUGAUUACACUGGUGGAGGCGUAGAGAGCAACAACAAUUUAUCCGGGUCUCUGGACGACCACUCUAGCACAUCAAAUUCUCCUCAAUAUCAGUCGCCUCCCGCGCCGGCCGCGCAAUAUCCGUCGGUGUUCCCGCCGCACACCGAAUUGCCUUACCCCGUUAGUUCGAGAGAUCCACCAUCGCUAGUCGUUCAAGGUUCCACACCGAUCAGUCAAAUAGGAGCCGGAUUGAUUCCAACGGACUCAUUCACAGGAACGAACUCCAACAACUCCUGCUCCUCAGUAUCCGGUUCGCCGCCGCCAGAAGACGAAGGUGACGACGCGAGCGGCAAGCGCGGCGUGCUGCCGCGACACGCGACACAGGUCAUGAGAGCCUGGCUGUUUCAGCACCUUGUGCAUCCCUACCCCACGGAAGAAGAGAAGCGUUCCCUAGCAGCUCAGACACGGCUGACUUUGUUACAAGUCAACAACUGGUUCAUAAACGCGCGUCGCCGCAUCCUACAGCCAAUGUUGGAUUGCACUGACAAGCCUGGUGGCAAGAAAAGCAAAAACGGCUCGUCCAUAAACAAGAGAUACUGGCCCGACGCUCUGUCCAAUCCACAAUUUACAGCAGGCCUGCUAUCCUCAUCAGAAGACGAGGACCAGGACGGAGACCAAUCAGGCGACGAACAGGAGACCAGGAACGAAGACUCGCGAGACCACACCAACUUUCCACCACUACAGCAACCGAUGCACUAACUCUGAGGUGAUGAUGUAUGUCUAUACUAUACAGCGUGUUUUGAAGGUGGCUGAUAAAGUGUCUGAUAGUUUAUCAGGAAGUUAUCUGUCAGAUAAAGUACAAGAUUUAGUUUGGAGUAAGUCUGUUUUGCGUUUGCUUAUAAGGUCUCUGAUAGCCUAUCAGGGACUUAUCUGUCAGAUAUAUUUUAUCAUAAUGUGGAAUUAGUUAAGAGCUGUUCUGUCUCUAGCUUAUACUUUCUCUGAUAACUUAUUAUAGACUUAUUGAAACUUAAAUAUUAAUUUUGGUUUCUCAGCUCUCGUACAGAGAUAAAGUCAGCUAAACAGGUGAUUUUAAACGUCAGAUAACUAUCAGAAACUUUACCGGUAACUUUUUUGCUAAUUUAACCAUAGGGAUGUUGAGACCAUUUAACAGGUAAUUGGUUUUUAAUUCCAAUUCAAUCAUUGAAUUAAAAAAAUAGUGACGUCACAAUGUAUACAUAUACAACUAAUAAACUUCAUAUACAAAUACGUUGACUAGUUGGUGUCAACAUGACUAUUAGAGUCAUUUCAAAUCAAAUUUAAAAUAAAUAAAAUUACAGUUGUCAAGUCAAAAUCAGUAAAAUAACACAAGUCAUAAUAAAUACGUCGGGUAAGGUAAUUUAAAAUUGUAUAGCGAUCUCUUGUGAUGUCAAAGUCAAGUGUAUGUCAAAGUGACAAGUCAGAAAUGUCAUCCAAGUCAAAGUGUCAAAGUAAGGUGUAGUAUAAAACCAUGACAAGAAGUGGAGUUGUCCUUGAACGACAAAUAAAGGUCAUAGCACACUUGUCAACCCGGAAAGGGAUCAAGGCGAGGCGUUUACGUUACGAUGCGGACAAGUGUACGGAGUUUCAUACAAAGAAUACUAACCGCCUCGAGUUGAUAUAGUCACGAUCCGUUUUCGGGUUGAUAAGUGUGCUUCGUCCUUAACAAGUAUUAUCUUUAUAGCAUGACUAAAAAGUAUUAAAAAGAAUGAGAUAUCUAGCUUUUUUAUGUAAAGUAAGGUACGCGGCGCGAAAUAGGGGGCGUUGGAUUGUCUACAUUGUGUAAUAUACAUAAUUAAGUUUCGUUAAAGUGGAUGUUCUUACGCAACUAAGUAUUGCGUGGCUAAAGUAUACAUUUUACAAUUUGUAUACAUCGAAAUUCGAAACGUAUACGGCUACACAUAUUCGUAUAGCUUCUGAGCUGACAUAUACUACUUGUUAAUAAAAAAAAGUAUACACUUCACGUUUGUAUACAAAAAGUUACGGUGUAUACAAAAAGUGAUGACAAAUAUCGUGUUUCAAAUCAUGAAAACGUUUUAUCAGAAAAGACAUAAUUAUACGAGCAGUAUACCAUAAAUAUUUAAGAAAAUUAUAUUAGCAUAGAAAUGGCUGAGCAAUAAUUUAAAAAAAUGGACACAAAUUAGUAAAGAAAAUCAUAGAAUGGCAAAAAUUAUGUGAAAUUAUGUCAUUUAUUGCCUAUAGAUAUUGAAUACCAAUCAGUAUUUAAAUGUUAUUGAUAUUUUAAUAGUUAUUGCUCAGUCUGUACCGCGUAUACGUAAUCCAUACCUCAAAUAUUUUAAAUUGUAAUAUUUAUAAAUGUAUCAUAAACUGAAAAUUGUACAAGGCUGAUUCUGCUUUGAAGAAUAACACAUAAGUUUGGCAGAUGCAAUCCAUUCCAAAUAUAAUAC